AUGUCCAUGAUACAAGAUCAAACAAAGAUAACGCUACAUCCGAAGCCAGGAUUUGUUAUCAAAACUAAAAUACUAGAGUCUAAAAAUAGCUCGCAACUUUUGACAAAAGUUUUCAUCAAUAUAUGCCAUGAUCCACAAGUCCCAAAGCCAUCGAAAGAAUUUGAGCCGGAGGUAGUGUUUCCAAUGAUUAUUGAGAAUCAGUGGGAAAUUCCCAUUGUAGCAUCAGUGGCCAAAGAGUCAAAAGACAAGAAGGGGUUCCCAUCUUUGGUUUACGAUUGUUGCAUAAAUGAUGAAUGUUUUCGAUGGUGUCAAAUUAGCAAAGACUUGAAACUUAUUUUGAUAGAGUGGUGUAUUGAGUCAAUCGAGAUGAUUAACUCAAUCACUUUGGAGAGAGACUAUAGUGUCCCUAAGAUGCUCGCCAAGGGUGACUUGACCCAAACUGAAUUAACAAUGCACGAGUUGAGUGAUUUGGGGUUUAAGAAGUUGCAUGAAUUGCAGCAGAAUGAAGCUUUAGGAGUAAUUGAAGAGCUCAAAUUGGAAGGGGAAAAUGAAGAAGAGGACGAAAAUUUACCAGACUUGUUCAAUAUUGGCCGCGACGGAGUGCAAAAGAAGCCAUUGAUUGAGGAACUUUGA
Messenger RNA from Lodderomyces parapsilosis, 633 nucleotides. RefSeq lists its product as uncharacterized. Gene Ontology annotation, cellular component: cytoplasm; ribonucleoprotein complex; R2TP complex. NCBI's taxonomy places the organism in Eukaryota, Fungi, Ascomycota, Pichiomycetes, Serinales, Debaryomycetaceae. Gene Ontology annotation, biological process: rRNA processing; box C/D snoRNP assembly. The transcript has a single exon. Bases 1 to 633 code for a protein of 210 amino acids. The record is from RefSeq and is a predicted model, not a curated record.